Messenger RNA from Pantherophis guttatus, 1764 nucleotides. RefSeq names its product coagulation factor IX-like. Gene Ontology annotation, molecular function: calcium ion binding; serine-type endopeptidase activity. Lineage: Eukaryota; Metazoa; Chordata; Lepidosauria; Squamata; Colubridae. The record is from RefSeq and is a predicted model, not a curated record. Gene Ontology annotation, cellular component: extracellular region. Gene Ontology annotation, biological process: blood coagulation; proteolysis.
GCCCAUUCAUGCGACAUUAGCAAAGCUGCUGUGAAGUUGAAGGAAAAUGGCCCACCGUGGCUUUGCCUUGGUCCUCGGACUGUUGGGAAGCCUUCUUCUCGCUGAGUGUGCAGUUUUUAUUAAUCAGCAAAAGGCAAGUUCUGUCUUGCGCCGAUAUAGAAGGUAUAAUUCUGGAUACCUUGAAGAAGUUCGUCAAGGGAAUCUUGAACGGGAGUGCAUUGAGGAAAUAUGCGAUUUUGAAGAAGCCCGAGAAGUUUUUGAAGAUGAUGCUCAAACGGUGGUAUUUUGGAAGACAUAUAUUGAUGUAUGUUCACUGGAGAAUGGAAAUUGUGAGCAGAUUUGCAGAAAUGUACAAAGAGGGAGGGCAGCUUGUUCCUGUGUUGAUGGAUACAAUCUGUUGGAUGACCAGAAGACCUGUGGACCAUCAGGAGCCUUUUCUUGUGGAACGAUUACAUUGCCAGAACCUAUAACAUCCAGACUCUCAGAGGACCAGAGCAACAUCAACAAUACCAAAACACACCAAGGGAAGUUAAACAUUGCUCAGGUUGUCCUCCCAAGAAGAAUUCCUACUCGAGACUGGGGUCAGUUUAAUAGCUGGAAAGGACAAGUUCCAUGGCAGGUUUAUAUGUUCAGCUUCGAUAGAAAAGGAUUUUGUGAAGGAGUGUUGAUUAGUGAUAAGUGGGUUAUCACAGCAGCGCAUUGUCUGGAGUAUAAGCCUCACACAAUUGUGGCAGGAGAAUACGACACCAGUGCCUUCGAGCACUCUGAGCAGCUCCGUCAAAUCCUGAGGGUGUUCCAGCAUCCUAGCUACAACAAGACUAGAAAGUAUGAAAACGACCUCGCUCUUCUGGAACUCAGCACACCCUUGGUCCUGAACAAAUAUGUCACCCCCAUUUGCAUCGGGAACAGGGUGCUCACGAAGUACCUCCUAGAGCAGGGAAGAGGCACCCAGAGUGGCUGGUGGACGCUUGACUAUUUAGAGAAGAUCUCAACUACCCUUCAGCGUGCCGACAUCCAAUAUGUCGACCAGGUCAACUGUCUGCAGAAGAACGACACCCAACCUUCUCCCAAUACCUUCUGUGCAGGCCAUCCUACCUUUGUCAGAAAGGUUUAUCAUGGCAACAGUGGUGCUCCAUUUGCCACGGAGAGGAACAACACAUGGUUUCUAACGGGCAUCGCGACUUGUGGAGAAGAGUGUACCGGGGACAAACCGUACGAGACCUUCACUUCGAUUGCAAAUUAUAUUGCGUGGAUACACAAUGUGAUAAGAGGGGAGCUGUGAGGAAGAGGCACAAUGUCUUCUAUCAGUUCCCCUGUUAUCUCCUGACCAUGUGAGGGAGGAGACAUAUACGCUUCCUAAUUCCUUUGCCCCUUUCAUUUAAUUACAGUACAUAACACUUACGCAAAAAUAGAUCAUGCUUUAUUCUGGGGCAUUAUUUUCACUGAAAUCGGAUCCAAUCUGCACAGAAAUUAGCUAGGAACAUAAUACUGGUAGAGGUGGCAGAGCCCAAUGGGUAAAGCCUUUCGCUUGAAGAAUUCGAAGGCCCAUUUUUAAUCCCGUCGUUCUGAGUCUAGUCAAAUCCCACCACACCAUCAGUUUUCUAAGCACUGCCUGCUUACCUGGCUGGGGUGAAGGUAAAACACAAGAGUAGAAAAAAAGUGGAUGGCAAAUGAGCCUGAGAAAUGCGUGUUGAAAUUUGGAAAUGUGUAUGAUUAUGAAGUAUAAUGAAAGCAAUAAAUAAAUAAAUGGCAACUUGAAAAAGA